This is a messenger RNA of Lepus europaeus (European hare), 7313 nucleotides long. RefSeq names its product dedicator of cytokinesis 8 (gene DOCK8). Gene Ontology annotation, biological process: small GTPase-mediated signal transduction; positive regulation of T cell migration; positive regulation of GTPase activity. The transcript is spliced from 48 exons. The coding region runs from base 24 to 6329 and encodes 2101 amino acids. Gene Ontology annotation, molecular function: guanyl-nucleotide exchange factor activity. Lineage: Eukaryota; Metazoa; Chordata; Mammalia; Lagomorpha; Leporidae. Gene Ontology annotation, cellular component: cell leading edge. The record is from RefSeq and is a predicted model, not a curated record.
AGGGCACCGAGCCGCCGGCGGCCAUGGCCACGCUGCCGAGCGCCGAGCGCCGCGCCUUCGCGCUCAAGAUCAACAGGUAUUCUUCAGCAGAAAUAAGGAAACAGUUUACCCUUCCACCAAACCUUGGCCAGUACCAUCGACAGAGCAUAAGCACCUCUGGCUUCCCUUCUCUUCAACUACCUCCGUUUUAUGACCCCGUGGAGCCAGUGGACUUUGAAGGACUUCUCAUGACACACCUCAACAGCCUGGAUGCAGACCUGGCCCAGGAGCUGGGAGACCUCACUGAUGACGACUUGGACGUGGUGUUCACGCCAAAGGAAUGCAGGACGUUGCAGCCGUCUUUGCCGGAGGAAGGGGUUGACCUGGACCCUCAUGUCAGGGACUGUGUCCAGACUUACAUUCGGGAGUGGCUCAUCGUGAACCGGAAAAACCAAGGAAGUUCAGAAAUUUGCGGCUUUAAGAAGACUGGAUCCCGAAAAGAUUUUCACAAAACCCUUCAGAAGCAGACUUUUGAGUCCGAAACCUUGGAGAGUGCUGAACCUACUGCUCAGGCAGCCCCCCGCCACCUAAACGUGCUGUGUGAUGUGUCUGGAAAAGGCCCCCUCGCUUCCUGUGACUUCGACCUCCGCAGCCUGCAGCCUGACGCGCGGCUGGAGAACCUCUUGCAACAUGUGAGCUCCGAGGACUUCGAGAAGCAGAACGAGGAGGCCCGGAGGACCAAUCGGCAGGCCGAGCUCUUUGCCCUCUACCCAUCGGUGGAUGAGGAGGAUGCUGUGGAAAUACGUCCAGUACCAGAAUGUCCUAAAGAACAUAUGGGCAACAGAAUACUGGUCAAGGUGCUGACUCUGAAAUUUGAAAUUGAAAUUGAGCCCCUGUUUGCCAGCAUCGCCCUCUAUGAUGUUAAAGAAAGGAAAAAGAUCUCUGAAAAUUUUCACUGUGACCUGAACUCCGACCAGUUCCGAGGGUUCCUGCGAGCCCACACGCCCUCUGUCGCCCCAUCCAGUCAGGCGAGGGCUGCCGUCUUCUCAGUCACCUGCCCAUCCUCUGACGUCUACCUGGUGGUCAAGAUUGAAAAAGUCCUUCAGCAAGGAGAGAUUGGAGAAUGUGCAGAACCCUACAUGGUUAUCAAAGAAAGUGAUGGUGGAAAGAGUAAAGAAAAGAUUGAAAAGCUAAAACUUCAAGCUGAAUCUUUCUGCCAGCGCUUGGGGAAAUACCGGAUGCCCUUCGCCUGGGCUCCCAUCAGCUUAGCAAGCUUCUUCAAUGUCUCCACCCUCGACAGAGAGGCAGCUGAUGUGGAGCCUGUGGUUGGAAGAAGCUCUGUGGGUGAGCGGAGGACUUUGUCCCAAACUAGAAGACUUUCCGAAAGAGCCCUCUCCUUGGAGGAAAAUGGGGUUGGAGCCAACUUCAAAACCACCACCAUGACUGUGAACAACUUUUUCAAGCAGGAGGGAGAUCGUCUCAGUGACGAAGACUUAUUCAAGUUUUUAGCAGACUACAAAAGAUCCUCAUCCUUACAGAGAAGAGUCAAGUCCAUCCCAGGCUUGCUCAGACUGGAGAUAUCCCCAGCUCCAGAGACUAUCAGCUGCUGCCUGACUCCCGAGAUGUUGCCCGUGAAACCCUUCCCUGAAAACCGGACACGCCCACACAAAGAGAUUUUGGAAUUUCCAAUCCGAGAAGUAUAUGUCCCUCAUACUGUGUACAGAAAUCUCCUCUAUGUCUACCCCCAGAGACUGAACUUUGCUAACAAACUGGCGUCUGCCCGCAACAUUACGAUAAAGAUCCAGUUCAUGUGUGGAGAAGAUGCCAGCAGCGCUAUGCCGGUCAUCUUUGGAAAAUCCACUGGGCCUGAAUUUCUGCAGGAAGUGUACACAGCCAUUACAUACCAUAAUAAGUCCCCUGACUUUUAUGAAGAAGUAAAAAUUAAACUUCCAGCUAAGCUGACAAUACAUCACCACCUCCUGUUCACCUUCUAUCAUAUCAGCUGUCAGCAGAAGCAAGGAGCUGCAGUGGAAACUCUCCUGGGAUACUCCUGGCUGCCAAUUCUCUUAAAUGAGCGUCUUCAAACUGGAUCCUACUGUCUCCCAGUUGCCUUGGAAAAGCUGCCACCCAACUACUCCAUGCAUUCUGCUGAGAAAGUUCCUUUACAGAAUCCUCCCAUCAAGUGGUCUGAAGGACAUAAGGGAGUGUUUAAUAUUGAAGUGCAAGCUGUUUCUUCCGUUCACACCCAGGAUAACCACCUGGAGAAGUUCUUCACCCUCUGCCACUCCCUGGAGAGCCAGGUGACCUUCCCCAUCCGCGUGCUGGACCAGAAGAUCAGCGAGACGGCGCUGGAGCACGAGCUGAAGCUCAGCAUCAUCUGCCUGAACUCCUCCCGCCUGGAGCCCCUCGUGCUCUUCCUGCACCUGGUGCUGGACAAGCUCUUCCAGCUGUCCGUGCAGCCCAUGGUCAUCGCGGGCCAGACAGCCAACUUCUCCCAGUUUGCCUUUGAGUCGGUGGUGGCCAUCGCCAACAGCCUGCACAACAGCAAGGACCUCAGCAAGGACCAGCAUGGGCGGAACUGCCUGCUGGCCUCCUACGUGCACUACGUCUUCCGCCUCCCAGAGCUGCCCAGGGACUUGCCCAGCACAGGCGGAACCCCUGCCCUGCCCGACCCUCGCUACCACACGUAUGGGCGCACGUCUGCUGCUGCCGUGAGCUCAAAGCUGCUUCAGGCCCGGGUGAUGAGCAGCAGCAACCCAGACCUGGCCGGGACACACUCCGCGGCGGACGAGGAAGUUAAGAACAUCAUGUCUUCAAAGAUUGGUGACCGCAACUGCAACCGGAUGUCGUACUAUUGCUCCGGCAAUAAUGAUGUUCCAAGUUCUCCUGCAGCCCCAAGACCUGCCAGCAAAAAGCAUUUCCACGAGGAGCUUGCCCUGCAGAUGGUGGUCAGCACUGGAAUGGUGAGAGAGACCGUCUUCAAGUACGCCUGGUUCUUCUUUGAGCUUCUGGUGAAAAGCAUGGCGCAGUAUGUGCAUAACCUGGACAAACGGGACAGCUUUCGGAGGACUCGAUUUUCCGACCGUUUCAAAGAUGACAUAACCACUAUUGUUAACGUGGUCACCUCGGAGAUUGCUGCCCUUUUAGUCAAACUUCAGAAGGAAAAUGAGCAGGCGGAGAAGAUCAACAUCAGCCUGGCUUUCUUCUUGUACGACCUUCUCUCGCUCAUGGACCGCGGCUUUGUGUUUAACCUCAUCAGGCAUUACUGCAACCAGCUGUCAGCCAAGCUCAGCAGCCUUCCCACACUCAUUUCCAUGCGGCUGGAGUUCCUGAGAAUCCUCUGUAGUCAUGAGCACUACCUCAGUCUGAACCUCUUCUUCAUGAAUGCUGAUACUGCUCCAACGUCUCCCUGCCCCUCCAUAUCUUCCCAGAACUCAAGCUCCUGCUCCAGUUUCCAGGACCAGAGGAUUGCCAGCAUGUUCGACCUGACCCCGGAGUACCGCCAGCAACACUUUCUCACCGGGCUCCUCUUUACAGAACUGGCUGCUGCCCUGGACGCCGAAGGGGAAGGAAUCAGCAAAGUGCAAAGGAAAGCGGUCAGUGCCAUCCACAGCCUGCUGAGUUCCCAUGACCUGGACCCACGCUGUGUCAAACCAGAGGUGAAGGUCAAAAUCGCUGCCCUCUACCUACCUUUGGUCGGCAUCAUUUUGGAUGCUUUGCCGCAGCUCUAUGACUUCACAGCUGCCGACGCCCGUGGUGGAAAAAGCCGCACCAGUGGCUCAGAUGAAGAACAAGAAGGAGCCGGUGCAAUCAACCAGAGCGUGGCUCUGGCCAUUGCUGGGAAUCAUCUUAACCUGAAGUCAGGUGGAAGCAUGCUGUCGUCUUUGCCCUAUAAGCAGUACAACAUGCUGAGCGCCGACACCACCCGCAACCUCAUGAUUUGCUUCCUCUGGAUCAUGAAGAACGCGGAUCAGAGCCUCAUCAGGAAGUGGAUUGCAGACCUGCCCUCCAUGCAGCUGAACAGAAUUUUAGACCUCCUUUUCAUCUGUGUCUCGUGUUUUGAGUACAAGGGGAAACAGAGUUCUGACAAAGUCAGCACCCAAGUGCUGCAGAAGUCGCGGGACGUCAAGGCCCGGCUGGAAGAGGCUCUGCUCCGCGGCGAGGGGGCCCGAGGGGAGAUGAUGCGGCGCUGCCGGGCUCCAGGGAAUGACCGAUUUCCGGGCCUCAAUGAAAAUUUGAGAUGGAGGAAAGAGCAGACACAUUGGCGGCAAGCUAAUGAGAAGCUAGAUAAAACCAAGGCUGAGUUAGAUCAUGAAGCCCUGCUCAGUGGCAAUCUGGCUACAGAAGCAAAUUUAAUCAUCCUGGAUAUGCAGGAAAACAUUAUCCAGGCGAGCUCGGCUCUGGACUGUAAAGACAACCUGUUGGGAGGUGUCUUGAGGGUCCUGGUGAAUUCCCUGAGCUGUGAUCAAAGCACCACCUACCUGACUCACUGCUUUGCGACACUGCGUGCUCUCAUCGCCAAGUUUGGAGACUUGCUGUUCGAGGAGGAGGUGGAACAGUGUGCGGACCUGUGUCAGCGAGUUCUGCACCACUGCAGCAGCAGCAUGGAUGUCACCCGGAGCCAGGCCUGCGCCACCCUCUACCUCCUCAUGAGGUUCAGUUUCGGAGCCACUAGUAAUUUUGCGAGAGUGAAGAUGCAAGUAACCAUGUCUCUGGCGUCCUUGGUGGGCAAAGCCCCAGACUUCAAUGAGGUGCACCUGAGAAGAUCUCUGAGGACGAUUCUGGCCUACUCAGAAGAGGACGUGGCCAUGCAGGCUACUCCUUUUCCCACCCAGGUGGAGGAACUUCUGUGCAACCUCAAUAGCAUCUUAUAUGACACAGUGAAAAUGAGGGAGUUUCAGGAAGACCCUGAGAUGCUGAUGGACCUCAUGUACAGAAUUGCCAAGAGUUACCAGACGUCUCCUGACCUACGGCUGACCUGGCUCCAGAACAUGGCAGAGAAGCACACCAAGAAGAAAUGCUACACGGAGGCUGCCAUGUGCCUGGUGCACGCGGCCGCGCUCGUGGCCGAGUACCUGAGCAUGCUGGAGGACCACAGCUACCUGCCCGUGGGCAGUGUCAGCUUCCAGAACAUUUCUUCCAAUGUGCUGGAGGAGUCUGCGGUCUCUGAUGACACCCUGUCGCCGGACGAGGACGGGGUGUGCUCCGGCCGGUACUUCACCGAGAGUGGCCUGGUGGGGCUCCUGGAGCAGGCGGCGGAGCUCUUCAGCACGGGAGGCUUGUAUGAGACGGUUAAUGAGGUCUACAAGCUGGUCAUCCCCAUCCUGGAAGCACACCGCGACUUCCGGAAGCUCACCUCCACCCACGACAAGCUGCAGAAGGCCUUCGACAACAUCAUCAGCAAGGAUCAUAAGAGAAUGUUUGGGACCUACUUCCGAGUUGGCUUCUAUGGAUCCAAAUUUGGGGAUUUGGAUGAGCAGGAGUUUGUUUACAAAGAACCUGCAAUUACCAAGCUUCCUGAGAUCUCACAUAGACUAGAGGGAUUUUACAGCCAGUGUUUUGGUGCAGAGUUUGUGGAAGUGAUAAAAGACUCUACUCCUGUGGACAAAACCAAGUUGGAUCCUAACAAGGCCUACAUACAGAUCACCUUUGUGGAGCCCUACUUCGACGAGUAUGAGAUGAAAGACAGGGUCACCCACUUUGAGAAGAACUUCAACCUGCGGCGGUUCAUGUUCACCACCCCCUUCACGCUGGAGGGCCGUCCCCGGGGAGAGCUGCAUGAGCAGUACAGGAGGAACACGGUGCUGACCACCACGCACGCCUUCCCCUACGUCAAGACCCGCAUCCGCGUGGCCCACAAGGAGGAGUUUGUGCUGACCCCAAUUGAAGUGGCCAUUGAAGAUAUGAAGAAGAAGACCCUGCAGCUGGCGGUUGCCACUAACCAGGAGCCCCCUGAUGCAAAGAUGCUGCAGAUGGUACUACAAGGCUCCGUGGGCGCGACCGUGAACCAGGGACCUUUGGAAGUAGCCCAAGUGUUCUUGGCCGAAAUUCCAGCUGACCCAAAACUCUAUCGACAUCACAACAAGUUGAGGUUAUGCUUUAAGGAAUUCAUAAUGCGAUGUGGUGAGGCCGUGGAGAAGAACAAGCGUCUCAUCACGGCAGACCAGAGGGAGUAUCAGCAGGAGCUCAAGAAGAACUACAACAAGCUGAGAGAGAACCUCAGGCCCAUGAUCGAGCGGAAAAUCCCAGAGCUCUACAAGCCAAUUUUCCGAGUUGAGAGUCAAAAGAGGGACUCUUUCCACAGAUCAAGUUUCAGGAAAUGUGAGACCCAGUUGUCACAGGGCAGCUAAGAAAAGCCAUCUUCACUCGUGGAGACUGAGACCUUGAGACGCCUGAGAAGGACUUGCUGGUACUUAAAAAAAAAAAAAAAGACAUUUGCCACCCCGGACUGAAUGCACACUCCCUGACCAGCCUGUGUCCUGAAAGCUCUGGGAUCCAAGGGACCAUGGAAUUACUCCCAAGUGAACUGUGACCAGAUUGGGAACAGUAUAGGGGGUUGGGGUGGGAUGGGGUGGAGGAUGGGUAAUCAGGGGUGACCCUGUAUUUAUUAAAGUGUGGGGUGUUUUUAUUCAGCAUAUUGUACAAAACAAGCAAAAUUAACUUCUGCUCAUGCAGUGACUUCCUCUGGCCUGUACUGGAAUUUGCAGGAUAAACUCAAAUUGCCUGAGGAAAAACAUGGAAGAGUUGUCCACUAUCCUGUUCAGAGUGAACCUCACUCACCCUUUAUGGGAUGGGAGGGUGAGCUUGUAAGGGAGUAAAUCAUUUCCAUGAGUCUGUGAGGGGGAGCCUUACUCAAAAUUUGAAAAUCAUGGUGACUGGAAAUUCAGGACUAGAUGGUUUGUGAAUGUAUUCUCCAUCGGGUCAUGGUGGACUAAUUGUUGUACAGUUAUUUCUGCUGUAUUGUUCCUGUUAUGUUAAUUUAAAAUGCAUUUAUUUGAGGCACACACUCCAAGCACUGAUUUAGGAGAUACACGGUACUCGGGAAAGUCAGCCCAAAGCCUUGUGCACCGCAUUCACUGCAGUGGGAACAGUAAUGCAGAGCUCCGCUUGCUUGCUGACGCUCAUUCUCCUUCCUUGAUCUGCUCUCUGGGCCCACGCUUGUUUUGUUACAGGACGGUAUCUCUGCUUCCAUUUCAGGAUGGAAGUGCUCUCACUCAGCACAUCCGUCAGCUGCAAAACUUACUGAGUUUUGGCUUAUUUUGACAAUGUACCUAAGGAGAAAGAUGAACAAAGUUAUUGAGAAUUAAAUUAUAUAUUUUAAUAUGAUUAAUGAC